AUGGCGAGCCUUAAAUGUGGAUAUGUAAUUGACGUUUGUCAUCCACCCGCAGACGAGGAACAGCUGCUCGCUGGCACCCACCAGCCUGUGGUGAGCUCCGAGCCGGGCAGCGACCUUCAGACCAUCAGCCAGAAUGUCAGCCGGGCCCUGUCGGCGGACGAUAGCGGCAGGCGGCUGGUGUGCCGCGCGGAGCACGAGAGCCUCGACAAGCCCAAGGAAGCCAGCAGACAGCUGCUCGUGCAAUAUCCACCGAAGCGGCUCGACGACAGUCCCAGCAUCACUAUCUUUGGCCUAAAGAUAUCCGCGGAGGGCCGUCUCAACGUGACCGUCCGUUCGAACCCCCGACCCCACGCCGAGUGGACCAUCGGCGAUUUGAAACUGGCCGCGCCCCAAAGGAACGACGACGCCUCUAUAGAGGCCCUUGAACCCGUCCAUUUGGGUGGUGGCUACUAUAACGUGACGCUGGUGCUAUCUCGUGUAGCCAAAGAGGACGUUGACCGCACUUACUACCUGACGGUCACCAACGAUCUGGGCCGGGAGGAUUUCUCCGUCCGCCUCAGCACCAUGGACGAACCUGCCGGUGUGGAAUUGGAGACUGGAGCCAUCGUGGGGAUCGUAGUCGCCGUUCUGAUACUUCUGAUAGGCAUAUUCCUCGUUGUAUUUGCUAAAGCCACCGACAGAUGGUGCUUUGCAGGGCGGUCCCACCGCACCGACAUCCCCGAUGGGGCCGAUUCCGAGGCGCCCCUACCCCCCCACGAUGACGUCAAGGGCUCCGAGAACCCAUCCCACGACCACGGGGAGUACAUCAGCAACGGCGCUAAUGGAGUGCGAGACCACACUAAGAGUUCUGGAGAAUCGACACCGGCAGGGGAUGUGCUUUUAGAGAGUGGGAUGGCGCAACCUUCUAGAACUGACACGGAGAGCGCGGUGGGGGGUCGCGAGAGGUCACGGCUCAGCGCUCUGGGCGCCCGCAUGCGGGCAGCCUUACCUCGUGCACGCGACCGUGUUCAAGCGACCGAACCCAGAACUGACAAUGACGACAAGAUCAAUGCCGAAGAGAAGAAGGGCGUAGUAUACGCCGAGCUUCAACUUGGCGAGCAAACCGCCGAAAAGCCGCCCCCACCCUCCACCGAAUACGCGGAGAUCGUCUACACCGACCAAAACCAGCAAAAGGAGGCGAAAGAG
Molecule: messenger RNA, 1185 nt
Organism: Iphiclides podalirius (scarce swallowtail)
Lineage: Eukaryota; Metazoa; Arthropoda; Insecta; Lepidoptera; Papilionidae
Source: the annotation of a GenBank genome assembly